This is a messenger RNA of Musca domestica (house fly), 926 nucleotides long. RefSeq lists its product as uncharacterized. Bases 84 to 824 code for a protein of 246 amino acids. The transcript has a single exon. NCBI's taxonomy places the organism in Eukaryota, Metazoa, Arthropoda, Insecta, Diptera, Muscidae. The record is from RefSeq and is a predicted model, not a curated record.
CAUUCGCAUACAUACAUCUGUGUCACCGAUAAGAAGAAGAGUCUCAAUAAACUACUUUUUCACCGUAAACUUGUAAUAUUGUAAUGAUUCCUUUAAUACUUGUACAUUCCUAUGGACAGGAGAACAGCACCAAAAUAAUAAAAGAUAUUUUGCAUGCAAAUGGAGGAGAUUGUGAAGAGAUAACAACACAAGUGGAAGAUUGCAGUCUAGCCGUCUGCAAAUGCAACAUUAUCACAAAAUACUAUGAAACUGAAAUUGGCUUCUUCGAAUGGGACGACCUUGAGUCUAUUCCCAAUAGUUUGUGCAAACAUAUCGAAGGAUGUAUUAUAUAUUUUGAUGCUGAUUGUGUGACUUUCAAUACAAAAAUCGAUUUCCUAAACAAAUUUGUGAAAACUAACAAUAUUGGUUUCCCGUGCAUAUUAACACGAAAUAUUUCCAAGAAAGAGUCUAUGGAUACAUUGCGGCAGAAGUGUGCUUCAUCUAAAUUUGCCGUAUGCGAUUUAAAUAGCGAGGAUGACUACGAUGAUGGUGCAGACAGAGGAUAUGGCGAAGUCAUUGAGAUGUUAAAGAAUAAUGUGUGGUCUAAUGUAAUUGUCGCUGGCAGGAAAUUAAAUCUGGAUUUUAACCAUUUACCAUCCGAGGACAACUCAGAUGAAUCAGUCUCGGAUGAUAGUGAUAUCGAAAAUCAAUUGAAUGAGUUUGAAAAUCUCAUGAAUAAUCUUCAACAGUUUAAAGCAAUGUCUCAAAAUCUGAGUCGCGAUGAGUUACUGGAUAAUGCCGAAAAGUUAGCAGAACAAUUUGCCAAUAUAUUAGCAGAACGUUAAACAAAGUAAAAAAAUAAAAGAAUUGGUAUAGAAUUUGUCUGCUCACUCCGAAUAUUUGUUUAAUAAAAUUUUCGUUAAAAAUAUCGGCGAAUUUGACUUUCA